UGAAAAUAUUACAGUAGAUCGGCAAUUGACGAAAUGAAUGCAUUAAGAAAGCAGGCGUCGAAUCUCGGAGAACAGGCCGUUCGCGUAACAGACGCCGUUCGUGCUCUGGCCAACUUUUACGCUGCACAGCUCCUAUCAUGUUCCAACCAAAUCCCAACCUCGUAUUCCAAUGUCCGAAUGAUUCAUGCCCAUAUGAUCGCUUCUGGGUUCAGGCCGCAGUCUCAUAUCCUCAACCGUUUGAUGGAUUUGUAUUGCAAAUCGUCCAACCUUGUAUACGCACGCCAACUGUUCGAUGAAAUUGCAAAACCAGAUAUUGUUGCCAGAACAACCUUUAUUACUGCAUAUUCCGCUUCUGGAAAUCUAAAGCUGGCAAGAGAAAUAUUUAACAGCACUCCUUUGAAUACUCGAGAUACAGUUUGCUACAAUGCCAUGAUAACAGGCUGUGCUCAUAAUGACGAUGGUAACGCUGCUAUUGAGCUCUUUCGUGACAUGAAAAGAAACAAUUUUCAGCCAGAUAACUACACCUACACAAGCAUGUUAUCCGGGUUGUCUCUUAUAGCUGAGCACGAAUUACAUUGUCAGCAGCUACACUCUGAAAUUGUGAAGUCGGGAACCGGGUUUGUCACAUCGGUUGUAAACUCUCUUAUUUCUCUUUACGUCAGGUGUGCUUCUUCACCUUUCGUAACACCUUCUUUAUUAAUGGAUGCUGCACAGAAACUGUUUGAUGAAAUGCCACAUAAAGACGAGUUAUCAUGGACUACAAUAAUCACAGGGUAUAUAAGAAAUGACGAUUUACACGGUGCAAGCCAAGUCUUUGAUGGCCGAAUCGAAGAAGCCCGAUUGGUAUUUACCAAAAUGCCCGAAAAGAACCACGUGACAUGGAGUGUGAUGAUAUCAGGAUUUGCCCAAAACGGAUCAGGAGAAGAGGGUUUGAAGCUUUUCAACCAAAUGAAAUCAACCGAAUGUCAACCAUGUGAUUAUUCAUUAGCAGGCGCGAUUAAAUCAUGUGCAGCUAUCGCGUCACUAAACCAUGGACGCCAGCUCCAUGCUCAACUUAUCCAAUCAGGGUUUGAGUUGAGCCUUUCCGCUUCCAAUUCUUUAAUCACAAUGUACGCACGAUGUGGGGUUCUUCAAGAUUCACAGUCUGUAUUCCUUACAAUGCCAUGUUUAGAUUCAGUUUCUUGGAACGCGAUGAUUGCAGCUUUCGGGCAGCACGGGCAUGGUGCUCGGGCAGUUGAGCUUUUCGAAGAAAUGCUAAAAGAGGACAUAGUUCCUGACCGAAUAACAUUCCUUACGAUUCUUUCUGCUUGUAGCCACUCGGGUUUAGUUGACCAAGAGCCGGGAAAUUCAACGAAGCGAAAAACGUGA
This is a messenger RNA of Lactuca virosa, 1368 nucleotides long. Lineage: Eukaryota; Viridiplantae; Streptophyta; Magnoliopsida; Asterales; Asteraceae. The record is from the annotation of a GenBank genome assembly.